AUGACCGAAAACAAGAACAAAUUUAAUGGAUCCAAUUCCAAAACCCCCUUGCUUCAACAGCAACAGCAACAGCAACAAAGUGUCAACAAAAAGCCUAAUGGGAAACGACCCCAUAACAACCGUAACAAAUCAAGAAAAUAUGAUCACAGAAACGAUAACGAAUUGACGCAGUUAGAAACACAGUUGACGCAAGGUCGCAAAGUGAAUGGAAAUAGCCGCAAGAACCAAAUUUCCAUCAACCAUUUGUUAGACUUUCAAUCAUACCGCGACACCGAGGAGUAUGCUAUGAACCAACAACGUGACCGCGCGAGACGAAGAUCCAGCAGUCACAAGAGAAACCAACCUGCUAAAGUUCAAUUAUCGGGCAUGAAGUACAUCAAUGUAAAUUUCAAAUUUGUAGUUGACUCGAGAUUAGACUACAAGGUACAACAGUUGGACCCAAAUGUGCCAAUUGAUGUUACCAACAUUAUGUCAAUCAUUGCACCAAAAGCCAGUUGUCCUAUUUGUUUAACCGAUGAUAUAAUUGCCCCUCGUAUGAUUGUUUCGUGUGGUCAUAUUAUUUGUUUGAAAUGCGUCUUGUCGUUGUUGGAACAUGAGGUUCCAAAGGCAAAGAAACGAGAAUCGGCGGCAAUUGUGGAAAAGUAUCGUGAGUGCCCAUUGUGCUUUUCAAUUAUACGUAAGCACCAAUUAAAGCCAGCGAUUCUUCAACACAUUGACGAACAGUUUGAAGUUCCUAAAGUUCGUGAGGAUGUUGUUUUAACGUUGAUGAUGAGAGACCUGCACAAAAUAUUAUCUUUACCCAAAGCUAUUGCUGUGUCAAAUCACAUAACUGAUUUUCCAGAUGUCAAUCAGACCGACUUGGCAUCAUACCUGAGAGUAUUCAAAGGUGAUUACAAUUAUAUGAUAUCAAUGUAUGAGACAGAAAAGGCGCAGAUUGUUGCCAAUUAUGAGGAGGAAAAGGAAUUGUAUGGAGAUGAUCUGGCAUUGGUACAACAAGCCUUGUCUCAUAUAGAUCAAGAGGUUGCAGAUUGGACAUCUAGAUUAGCUACGACUUUGGAAAAGGACCAUAAACAUGUUAUCCACGAUGACGUUGGCCCAUCUUCACUUCCCUUGCACCAAACGUUUUACUACUAUGAAACUGGUUUCAAUGCUGGGUGUACAUAUGUGCUCUCUCCUUUGGAUAUGAAGGUUUUGAAAGCAACCUACUCAAAUUAUGAAAACUUGCCCACAAGUAUUGUUGCCAAGAUUGAGAAUAUACGAUAUGAGGAAUUGUCACAAGAGACGUCAAUAACCAAGUACAAAUAUCUUAGUCAUUUACCUGUGGGAACUCAGAUUGGGUUUCUUGAAUGUGACUGGAAUCAUAAUGAAUAUGUGUCGCAGCCUGUAUGGGAUCAGUUCAAGAAUGAUUUGAUUAAGCGGUCCAAGAAUUCAAGCAAGAGGUUUUUAAGAGAGGAAAGGAAUAGGAAACGGGCUGAAUCUGAAGAGGAGUUUAGAUUGAGGCAGUUUUACAUGGAAGAGAAUGGCUUGACGAGUGAUGAUUUGGCAAGUGGUGCUGGGUCAUUCAGUUCCAAUUUUGGAAUCGCCAAUCAAUUUGCAUCUUUGUCUAUCAAUGGUGGAGGCACUAUGCCCCCGUUGUCGGAUAAUCCGUUAUCCACUGAAAGUGAUUAUGAAAAUAAUACCAACGAUAAUGAACUUGAGAAUGAACAUGCCGAUGGUAAUGACGAUAAUGAUAAUGAUAGUUACACCACUACUGUUUGGGGCACAAGGAUUAAGAAAUCCAAGGAUGUAAAUAAUAUCCCACCCAUUGCCAUUGAAGAUGAAUGGGAUGAUUGGGAUGCUGAUGAAUUGAUAAGGAAAGCACGAGAAGAAAAUAAUGAAAAUGACGGUGCAAGUGAAGGUACCGGUAGUGGUGGAGCUGGGCAUAGCAAGAAGAAGAAAAAGAAGAAGUUGGUUUUGAUGUCAUCUUGA
Lodderomyces margitis is the source of this 1968-nucleotide messenger RNA. RefSeq lists its product as uncharacterized. Gene Ontology annotation, molecular function: transcription cis-regulatory region binding; metal ion binding. The transcript has a single exon. Gene Ontology annotation, biological process: positive regulation of transcription by RNA polymerase II. Lineage: Eukaryota; Fungi; Ascomycota; Pichiomycetes; Serinales; Debaryomycetaceae. Bases 1 to 1968 code for a protein of 655 amino acids. The record is from RefSeq and is a predicted model, not a curated record.